Molecule: messenger RNA, 2623 nt
Organism: Myiozetetes cayanensis
Lineage: Eukaryota; Metazoa; Chordata; Aves; Passeriformes; Tyrannidae
Gene: ABCF1
Product: ATP binding cassette subfamily F member 1
Molecular function (GO): ATP binding; ATP hydrolysis activity
Source: RefSeq, a predicted model, not a curated record
CAUGCCGAAGGGAGCGCGACCGGCGGGGCCCAAACAGGAGGAAUGGAAGGGGGGGGGCGACGACCAGCCCGUCAAGAAGGGCAAGAAGGACCGGCGGGGCAAGAAAUCCUUCUUCGAGGAGUUGGCGGAGGAGGAGAAACCCCCCCCCAAAAACGAGGCCCCCCCGGCCCACGACAAGGAGGGGCCCCCCCAGGGGUCCCGGCGGAAGCGGGAGCGCCGGAAGGAGCCGCGGCCACGCCCGGGGGCGGAGCCUGAGCCCGAGGAGGAGGAGCUGCAGCGGCGCCUCCAGGCCCUGGCGGCCGCUGACUCCGAGGAGGAGGAGGAGGAAGUGGUGGCCCCCAGGAAAGGAGGGAGGAGGAGGAAGGGUGGGAACGUGUUCGCGGCGCUGAGCCGGGAGCAGAGCGAGGAGGACGAGGAGGAGGAGCAGGACAAGAGGGGGAGCGAAGCCCCCCGGCCCCCCAAGGGCAAGAACAACAAGCAGGAGGAGGAGGAGGGGGAGAAGAAGAAGAGGAAGGGCCACAAGAGCGAGAAGCCCAAAGGGAAGCAGAAGGGCAAAGCUCCCAGCGAGGAUGAGGCCGAAGGCUCCGAGGAGGAGGCGAAGCCCAAAGGGGGGAAGCAGAACAAGUUCCUGGCUCUGAGAGGGGAUGAGGAGGAAGAGGAGGAGGACGAGGCCGAAGAGCCCCGGAAAGGGAGCGAGGGCGAGGAUGAGGAGGGGUCUGGGCCGAAGGUGGGGCCCGACCCGCGGGUCAGCAAGAAGGAGAAGAAGAAGAUGAAGAAGAUGCUGGAGUAUGAGAGGCAGGUGGCCACCAUGAGAGCGGCCGCGGUGGCCGCCGACGGCGACUUCUCGGUGUCCCAGGCCGAGCUCUCGUCCCGCCAGGCCAUGCUGGAGAACGCCUCCGACAUCAAGCUGGAGAAGUUCAGCAUCUCAGCGCACGGGAAGGAGCUGUUCGUCAAUGCUGACCUGUACAUCGUGGCCGGCCGGCGCUACGGCCUCGUGGGGCCCAACGGCAAAGGGAAGACGACGCUGCUGAAGCACAUCGCGAACAGGGCACUGAGCAUCCCCCCCAACAUCGACGUGCUGCUCUGCGAGCAAGAGGUGGUGGCCGACGACACCCCCGCCGUGCAGGCCGUGCUGCGGGCGGACACGAAGCGGCUGCGGCUACUGGAGGAGGAGAAGCAGCUCCAGGCGCUGCUGGAACGCGGAGACGACGCGGCCGCUGAGAGGCUCGAGAAGGUGUACGAGGAGCUCCGAGCCAUCGGCGCAGCCGCGGCAGAGCCCAAGGCCCGCCGGAUCCUGGCCGGGCUGGGCUUCAACCCCGAGAUGCAGAACCGGGCCACCAGGAAGUUCUCAGGGGGGUGGAGGAUGAGGGUGAGCCUGGCCAGGGCCCUGUUCAUGGAGCCCACGCUGCUGAUGUUGGACGAGCCCACCAACCACCUGGACCUGAACGCCGUCAUCUGGCUCAACAAUUACCUCCAGUCCUGGAAGAAGACCCUGCUGGUGGUUUCCCACGACCAGGGGUUCCUGGACGACGUCUGCACCGACAUCAUCCACCUGGACUCCCAACGGCUGCACUACUACCGGGGCAACUACAUGACCUUCAAGAAGAUGUACCAGCAGAAGCAGAAGGAGCUGCUCAAGCAGUUUGAGAAGCAGGAGAAGAAGCUCCGGGACCUCAAGGCCGGCGGGAAAUCCACCAAGCAGGCCGAGAAGCAGACGAAGGAGGCCCUGACGCGGAAGCAGCAGAAGUGUCGCCGCAAGGCCCCGGACGAGGAGGCGGCCGAGGCGCCCGAGCUGCUCAAACGGCCCCGCGAGUACACCGUGCGCUUCACCUUCCCCAACCGCCCCCUGAGCCCCCCCAUCCUCGGCCUGCACGGGGUGGAUUUCGGGUACGAGGGGCAGGAGCUGCUUUUCCGAAACCUGGACUUUGGGAUCGACAUGGAAUCCCGAGUUUGCAUCGUGGGCCCCAACGGGGUCGGGAAGAGCACUUUGCUGCAGCUGCUCACGGGGGCCCUGACGCCGAUCCGGGGGCAGAUGCGCAGGAACCACCGCCUGAAGGUGGGGUUCUUUAACCAGCAGGCGGCCGAGCAGCUGCGCCUGGAGGAGACGGCGGCCGAGUUCCUGCAGAGGAGCUUCAACCUCCCCCACCAGGACGCCCGGAAGUGCCUCGGGCGCUUCGGCCUCGAGGGCCACGCCCACACCCUGCAGAUCGCCAAGCUCUCAGGCGGGCAGAAGGCCCGGGUGGUCUUUGCAGAGCUGGCCUGUCGGGAGCCCGACGUGCUGAUCCUGGACGAGCCCACCAACAACCUGGACAUCGAGUCCAUCGACGCCUUGGCCGACGCCAUCAACGACUACAAGGGGGCGGUGAUCGUGGUGAGCCACGACGCCCGGCUGAUCACCGAGACCAACUGCCAGCUGUGGGUGGUGGAGGAGCAGGGACUGAGCCAGAUCGACGGCGACUUCGACGAUUACAAGAGGGAAGUGCUGGAGGCGCUGGGCGAGGUCGUUGUGCACCGGCCCCGCGAGUGAGGGGCUCACAGGGGGUCCUGCAGGGCCCUUUAGAUCCCAGGGAAAGUCCUGCCGGACCUUCCCUGGGAUCUAAGGGGUCCUGCAGGACUUGACUUG